AUCAUGGUGUUCUUGGGUCAAGACAUUGAAAUUACGAGAAUGGCCUCGGUUUAUUGCCUUUAUUCACUCCCAGACUUACUGACCAAUACGUUAUUACAGCCCCUGAGGGUUUAUUUAAGGUCACAGGGGGUGACUAAACCCCAGCUGUGGUGUACCUUUGUGGCUGUGAUAUUCCACGUGCCACUAAACUAUGUGCUUGUGGUGGUGAUGGGGCUGGGGGUCCCUGGCGUGGCCAUGGCUUCGGUGCUAACGAACCUGCAUAUGGUGGUGCUUCUGGUGGGGUACGUGUAUGUCUGGGGGAGGUGGGAGUGGAAAUGGAUGGCUGGGAUGGGAGAAGGGAUCUGUGGUGGGGUGGGGCCGUUGCUGAAGUUGGCUGUGCCAAGUUGCAUUGGGAUAUGCUUGGAGUGGUGGUGGUAUGAGAUUGUGACAGUCCUGGCUGGAUACUUGCCCAAUCCUAGGCUUGCGGUGGCUGCCACGGGGAUACUUAUUCAGACCACUAGCCUUAUGUACACUGUUCCCAUGGCGUUGUCUGGCUGUGUCUCUGCCAGGGUAGGCAAUGAGCUCGGGGCGGGGAAACCGUACAAAGCGAAGCUAGCUGCAAUGGUUGCGCUAGCCUGUGCAUUUGUUAUCGGAUUUGUCAACAUUAUUUGGACCGUGAUGUUUAGGCAUAAGUGGGGUGGCUUGUUUACAGAAGAUGACAUGCUCAAGGCUCUUGUUGCCUCAGUUUUGCCAAUCAUCGGGUUGUGCGAGCUUGGCAAUUGUCCACAGACCACUGGCUGUGGUAUUCUACGUGGUACAGCGAGGCCAGUGGUUGGUGCUCGUAUCAACCUUGGCUCGUUCUAUUUCGUGGGCACUCCUGUAGCUGUAGGCUUAGCCUUCUGGUUCCAUGUUGGCUUCAGUGGACUAUGGUUUGGGCUAUUAUCUGCUCAAGCUGCCUGUGCCAUCUCAAUUCUGUAUGUAGUGCUGGUCUGUACAGAUUGGGAAAGCGAAUCUUUAAAAGCCAAAAAGCUCACUAGCUUGGAGUUGACACAGAAGCAUGGUAAUGAUGAAGAGAAAGGACUUUUGAUGAAGCAGAAUGGACACACAGAAGAUGUUCCCUAAUUAAAAAGAAAAAUGAUUGCAGGAUUUUUCAGAGGUAUGGAAAUGUAAAGUACUUUCCAUUUUUUUUUUAAUUCCUUUGUGUUUCAGUUGCACUUGUCUGUAUGGGAGGAACGUUUAUGACACCUUUCUUGAGUUUUGUGAUCUAAAGGCAUGGGAUUUUUGUAAAAGGGGCUUCUUUGUUUAUACUUGCAGACGAAGAAUGUUAUGGUGGCCCGUACGAAUUUUCCAUUGUUUAAAGGCUAGAAACCAAAUUUUCUUUGCUUUUUGUCUGUGUUAGUGCUGUGCCUUUAUAAGGUAGACCCCAUCCUUCUUGGUGCAAAAUGUGUUGGUUACUUUUGAUUU
Coffea eugenioides is the source of this 1443-nucleotide messenger RNA. Its product is annotated as protein DETOXIFICATION 54-like. Gene Ontology annotation, cellular component: membrane. The transcript has 2 exons. Gene Ontology annotation, biological process: xenobiotic detoxification by transmembrane export across the plasma membrane. Gene Ontology annotation, molecular function: antiporter activity; xenobiotic transmembrane transporter activity. NCBI's taxonomy places the organism in Eukaryota, Viridiplantae, Streptophyta, Magnoliopsida, Gentianales, Rubiaceae. The record is from RefSeq and is a predicted model, not a curated record. The annotation marks the transcript as partial.